AUGUCUAACCCCGUUGUUCUGCACAGCAUCAGGAGAUUGGGAGAGGACAACUAUGCUUUUGACUUGGAUGGCAAAUGUAACAGCUUCAAGAAAUCAGAGAAUUUCCAUACAUAUGAAGAACCUUUUAUAGAGAAGAAAAAUAAAAAGUCAUCAGAAAAGACAGGAAAAAGUAGUCGUGUUGGCUUCUUUCAGCUGUUUCGAUUUUCUUCAUCUAAGGAAAUUUUAAUGAUGGCUGUUGGUAGUUUCUGUGCUAUUGCUCAUGGAGUAGCCCAGCCAGGUGUGUUGCUUGUGUUUGGUGCAAUGGCAGACACACUUAUUGAAUACGACAUUGAAAUGCAAGAGCUUAAAGACCCAGGCAAGACAUGUGUAAAUAACACCAUAGUGUGGAUUAAUGGUACUGUUCAUCAGAAUGAAAAGAAUGCCACAAUAAGAUGUGGUCUGCUGGACAUUGAAGAAGAAAUGACUAAGUUUGCAGGUUACUAUGGAGGGAUUGGUUGUGCUGUACUUCUGUUAGGAUACCUCCAAAUCUGCUUUUGGGUUAUGGCUGCAGCUCGUCAGAUACAGAAAAUCAGGAAAGCUUAUUUCAGGAAAGUGAUGCGAAUGGAUAUAGGCUGGUUUGACUGUACAUCUGUAGGAGAACUCAACACCCGAAUUUCUGAUGAUAUUAACAAAAUUAAUGAGGCUAUUGCUGACCAAGUAGCAAUCUUUAUCCAGCGCUUAACGACCUUUGUGUGUGGGUUCCUACUGGGAUUUGUCAGUGGCUGGAAACUGACCUUGGUUAUCAUUGCAGCCAGCCCUCUGCUUGGGGUUGGAGCGGCUGUCUAUGGCUUGGCUGUGGCAAAACUAACAGGCCGAGAAUUAAAGGCUUAUGCAAAAGCUGGAGCUGUGGCUGAUGAAGUGCUCUCAUCCAUCAGAACAGUGGCUGCUUUUGGUGGGGAGAAGAAAGAAGUUGAAAGAUAUGAUAAGAAUCUGGUGUUUGCUCAGCACUGGGGGAUUCGAAAAGGAAUAAUAAUGGGACUAUUCACUGGUUACAUGUGGCUCAUAAUUUUCCUGUGUUAUGCUUUGGCCUUUUGGUAUGGCUCUAAACUUGUCCUUGAAGAAGAAGAGUAUUCACCUGGCACUCUUCUGCAGGUAUUCUUUGGUGUUUUGGUGGGAGCUUUAAAUCUUGGCCAGGCAUCUCCCUGUCUGGAAGCUUUUGCCACUGGCCGUGGGGCUGCAGCAAAUAUUUUUGAGACAAUAGAUAAAAAACCCACCAUUGACUGCAUGUCAGAAGAUGGCUACAAACUGGAUAAAGUACGAGGUGAAAUUGAAUUUCAUAAUGUAACAUUCCAUUAUCCCUCCAGACCAGAAGUAAAGAUUUUGGAUAACCUUAAUAUGGUUAUUAAAGCAGGAGAGACAACAGCUUUUGUUGGAGCUAGUGGAGCUGGAAAAAGUACAACGAUACAACUCAUCCAGCGUUUCUAUGACCCCACUGAUGGCAUGAUUACCUUGGACGGCCAUGACAUUCGUUCCCUUAAUAUCCAGUGGCUACGCUCACAGAUUGGUAUUGUUGAACAAGAGCCAGUGUUAUUUGCCACCACAAUUACAGAGAACAUUCGCUAUGGUCGGGAUGAGGCUACCAUGGAAGAUAUAAUCAAAGCAGCUAAAGAGGCCAAUGCUUACAAUUUCAUCAUGGACUUGCCACAGCAAUUUGACACUCAUGUUGGAGAGGGUGGCAGCCAGCUGAGUGGAGGUCAAAAACAGAGGAUAGCUAUUGCUCGAGCUCUUGUGCGAAACCCAAAAAUCCUGCUACUGGAUAUGGCUACAUCAGCACUUGAUAAUGAAAGUGAAGCUACUGUCCAAGAAGCACUUCAUAAGGCUCACCUCGGCCGCACAGCAAUCUCCAUAGCUCACCGCUUGUCAGCCAUCAAAGCUGCCGACGUCAUCGUUGGGUUUGAACAUGGAAGGGCUGUGGAGAGAGGAACUCAUGAAGAACUCCUGAAGAGGAAAGGGGUUUAUUUCAUGUUGGUGACCUUGCAAAGCAAAGGAGACACAGCACUGGAGAGAGAAACAUUGGAAACAGCAGAAAAUAACAUAGUUGAGCCAAACCUUGAGAAAGUGCAGUCGUUCAGCAGAGGAAGCUACCGGGACAGUUUGCGAGCUUCACUUCGUCAGCGCUCCAGAUCUCAGCUCUCAAAUCUAGUUCCUGACCCUCCAUUAUCCAUUGCAAGAGAGCAUGCAGAGUCUACGUAUCCUUCUUAUGGAGAAGAUGAUGGACAAGCAAAAAAGGAAUCUCUUGCUGUGGAGGAAGAUGUCAAGCCUGUACCAUUUACCAGAAUUUUGAAAUACAAUGCCUCUGAAUGGCCAUACAUGGUGCUUGGAUCUCUGGCAGCAGCUGUGAAUGGAGCAGUCAGUCCUCUCUAUGCUUUGUUAUUCAGUCAGAUUCUUGGGACCUUCUCCAUUCUUGAUGAAGAACAGCAAAGAACCCAGAUCAAUGGCGUCUGCCUGCUCUUUGUCCUUGUUGGAGUUAUUUCAUUUAUCACACAGUUCCUUCAGGGAUAUACCUUUGCCAAGUCUGGUGAGCUGCUUACAAGACGAUUAAGGAAAAUUGGUUUCCAGGCUAUGCUUGGGCAAGACAUCGGUUGGUUUGAUGACCGGAAGAACAGCCCUGGUGCUUUGACUACAAGACUUGCAACAGAUGCCUCACAGGUCCAAGGGGCAACGGGAUCGCAGAUAGGAAUGAUUGUUAAUUCCUUUGCCAACAUCGGGGUGGCCAUGAUCAUCGCUUUUUACUUCAGCUGGAAACUGAGUUUAGUUAUACUGUGUUUCCUGCCCUUUUUGGCCUUAUCUGGAGCUAUGCAGGCUAAAAUGCUAACAGGGUUUGCCUCUCAGGACAAGAAAGCACUGGAAGCUACUGGACAGAUUUCCAGUGAAGCCCUCUCUAACAUCAGGACUGUAGCUGGGAUAGGGAAAGAGAAAAUGUUUAUCGACAAUUUUGAGAGGCACCUGGAUAUGCCCUACAGAGCUGCAGUCAAAAAGGCGCACGUUUAUGGAAUCUGCUUCGGCUUUGCCCAGAGCGUCGUGUUCAUUGCCAAUGCCGUCUCCUACAGAUACGGAGGGUUUCUGGUUGACACCGAAGGGCUCCAUUACAGCUCCGUGUUCAGGGUGAUCUCUUCUAUUGUGACCAGUGGAACUGCUCUGGGAAGAGCUUCUUCCUAUACCCCAAACUAUGCCAAAGCCAAGACAUCUGCUGCACGCUUUUUUCAACUGAUAGAUCGGCUUCCUGAAAUCAAUGUUUACAGUGAAAAAGGGGAAAAAUGGGAUGAUUUCAAGGGAAGCAUUGAAUUUCAGAACUGUAAAUUCACAUACCCUUCUCGGCCUGAUAGUCAGGUCUUAAAAGGACUCUCCAUAGCUGUUAAGCCUGGACAGACUUUGGCAUUUGUGGGAAGUAGUGGCUGUGGUAAGAGCACUAGUGUCCAGCUUCUGGAGCGCUUCUACGACCCUGAGCAAGGGAGUGUGUUAAUAGAUGGACACAACACCAAGAAAACAAAUGUGCAGUUUCUUAGAUCAAAAAUUGGAAUAGUGUCCCAGGAGCCUGUGUUAUUUGACUGCAGCAUUGCUGAUAACAUCAAAUAUGGCAGUAACACCAAAGAGGUGACGAUGGAAAAAGUCAUAGAAGCAUCCCAGAAGGCUCAGCUGCAUGAGUUUGUCAUGUCCCUGCCUGAUAAAUACAAAACUAAUGUUGGGGCUCAAGGGUCCCAGCUGUCUCGUGGGCAAAAGCAACGCAUUGCUAUAGCAAGGGCCAUCAUACGGGAUCCUAAAAUCUUACUACUGGAUGAAGCUACAUCUGCCUUAGACACAGAAAGUGAAAAGACUGUGCAAGCAGCACUGGAUAAAGCCAGAGAAGGGCGUACCUGCAUCGUCAUUGCCCACCGUUUGUCCACCAUCCAGAACGCUGACAUCAUUGCUGUGAUGUCUCAAGGACUCAUCGUUGAAAGGGGCACUCACGAUGAAUUGAUGGCUAUGGAAGGAGCUUAUUACAAGCUUGUUACCACUGGAGCACCAAUCAGCUGA
Molecule: messenger RNA, 4053 nt
Organism: Colius striatus (speckled mousebird)
Lineage: Eukaryota; Metazoa; Chordata; Aves; Coliiformes; Coliidae
Gene: ABCB11
Product: ATP binding cassette subfamily B member 11
Exons: 28
Coding region: 1-4053 (1350 amino acids)
Biological process (GO): transmembrane transport
Cellular component (GO): membrane
Molecular function (GO): ATP hydrolysis activity; ATP binding; ABC-type transporter activity
Source: RefSeq, a predicted model, not a curated record